AUGAAGUAUCCUUACUCACAGGGCACUUUUUUUUCGAACCAUGUCAUUAUUUCAAGAAUCAUUCAAAGUUUUAAAUGAUCAGCAAAGUAUGCGUUUGUUUAAUAUUGUCGUUGGUGCUUCGCAAGUUUUCGGCAUUUGUGCGAUUUUUCUUGUCGCAGUAUGGAUGGCUGAUUUUCAAGAUGGAUUUACAACCGAUCUUCAGUUUCAUUACCAUCCCACAUUCAUGGUAAUGGGUAUGAUCUUCUUAACUGGUGACGGAAUAUUGGUCUAUCGGGUCUUUCGAUAUGAGCGAAAACGUUUCUCCAAAUUGCUUCAUUUAACACUACACUCGAUGGUACUUAUCUUUGCUGUGGUUGCAUUGAAAGCAGUAUUUGAUUCACAUAAUUAUCACAAAAAUGAUGAAGGUGAACUGGAUCCGUUACCAAAUAUGUAUUCGUUACAUUCAUGGAUUGGACUGAUCUCUGUCAUCGCUUUUUUCAUACAGUAUUUAUUCGGCUUCACGACAUUCUUCUUCCCUGGAUGGAGUAUACCGAUACGUCAACUUAUCCUUCCAUAUCAUCAAGCAUUUGGUCUUAUCAUCAUAUGCUUCGUUGCGAUUACAGCGGUAAUGGGUAUUUCUGAGCAAGCCGCCUGGCAUCACAAAUGUUGGAUCGUUGAUCAUGUUUUCUGCAGUCAGCAGUAUCUCAGCACUUUGCUCGGUAUUUCCAUCCUUAUGUAUGUUAUGUGUAUUUUAAUGAUCAUUCUAAAUCCGCGAUGGCGUCGGCAACCAUUACCCGAAGAAGAAACGUUGCAUCGUCUGACCAAUACUGAUUAAAUCACGAGCUUUACUCAUAUUUGCUAAAAACUUUCAGAUAUAAUUACUAAUAUGCCUUUGCAUAUUCUAUAUACUAAUUAAGAGCAAAUCAGUUCACAUUAACUGAGAAAUAUUG
Messenger RNA from Loa loa (African eye worm), 929 nucleotides. RefSeq lists its product as hypothetical. The transcript is spliced from 6 exons. The record is from RefSeq and is a predicted model, not a curated record. The coding region runs from base 41 to 814 and encodes 257 amino acids. Gene Ontology annotation, molecular function: oxidoreductase activity. NCBI's taxonomy places the organism in Eukaryota, Metazoa, Nematoda, Chromadorea, Rhabditida, Onchocercidae.